AAACUGGACCAGAAGCGACAAAAGGUAUCGGCAAAUAAAAAACAAAAAAGCUCUCUCUCUCUCUCUGUUAUAAAUCCCGAGCAGAGACGGCAGAAUCAAAACCCUAAUCCGAUCAAAACUAGAACUCCGAAAUCAAACCGGAUUCGAACGGAAUUGGGUCGAAUAAGAAGAGGGCGGAGAGAGAUUGAGACUGAACAAUGUCUGCAAUUGUGUGCGGCAGCAAGAGAUCAUUCUUCGAAGAACUCCUCCCUUCACCACCGUCAUCGUCACCACAAUCGGCAUCUUCAUCGCCUCCUGUUUCCAAGAGGCUUCGGUGCUCUUCUUCUUCUUCUCCGGUCCGCUUCUCGCCCUUCUCGAACGCGCCGCCUUCUCCCGUCGAUCAGCUCAGAGCUCUCUUCCCUCUCAUGGACAGUCAGGUUCUUGAGAGGGUGUUCGAUGAAUGUGGCUAUGAUAUAAAUGCUGCUAUCAAGAGCCUGCAUGAGCUUUCUCUUGGAUAUGUAGGAGGAAACUCAGUUUCUGCUGAGGAAUCAAAUACAAAGGUGGAGAAAGGUACAGGAAUCAUUGAUGAAGAUACUGCUCCUUCAGCGGAUCAUUCAGCCCAGAACAGUGUUCACAUGGAUGGUGCGGAAUGGGUGGAAUUAUUUGUGAGGGAAAUGACGAGUGCUGCUAGCAUAGAUGAUGCUAGGUCCCGUGCUGCAAGAGUGCUGGAAAGUUUAGAACAGUCUAUUAGUGCACAGGCUGGCGCUGAGGCAGCACAAAGUCAUCAUAAGGUGAAUGUAAUGCUCAAGGAACAAAUUGAAGUACUUCUCCGGGAGAACACCAUUCUCAAACGAGCUGUGGCUAUCCAGCAUGAACGUCAGAAGGAGUAUGAUGAUAGGAACCAAGAGGUGCACAUUUUGAAGCAGAUGGUAUCUCAAUAUCAGGAGCAAUUGAGAACACUUGAGGUGAAUAACUAUGCAUUGACAAUGCAUUUGCAGCAGGCUCAGCAAAGCAACUCGUUUCCUGGGCGCUUCAAUCCGGAUGUUUUCUAAUGAAGAGUGGGUAAAACUUAUCAUUCCAUCAAAGCCAGUGAAACAAGAUUGAUUAUCAAAAGCAUAGGAUGUCUUAAAGAUAUGUGUUGUGUUUGUUCCAACUUGCAAGAACGUAUGAGCUACGCUUGCAAGGCAAAGGCUUGUAACAGGGCAAAUGGUUAGGCUACUUCGGCCUUCUUCCCAUUUCAUUGUCUAGUGGGUUAUAAAUUAUCAUGUAUUGAUUCAUUCAAUGUUUUGGUGUUCCUUUUUUUGUUUUGAUCCACUGUAAGAAUUUCCUGGAAAAUGAUACAAGCAGUCCCCCUUUUCCUGUUUUCCAGUUUCGGUUUUCUUGUCACUCUUGUAAGAAGUGAAUUUUGAAUAUCACAUUCCUUUUCUGUUAUAUGUAACGACUUUUGUUUC
Rhododendron vialii is the source of this 1430-nucleotide messenger RNA. RefSeq lists its product as uncharacterized. The transcript has 5 exons. Gene Ontology annotation, molecular function: ubiquitin binding. NCBI's taxonomy places the organism in Eukaryota, Viridiplantae, Streptophyta, Magnoliopsida, Ericales, Ericaceae. The record is from RefSeq and is a predicted model, not a curated record. Bases 198 to 1031 code for a protein of 277 amino acids.